Messenger RNA from Colossoma macropomum (tambaqui), 2716 nucleotides. It is a transcript of the gene cdc37, whose product is annotated as cell division cycle 37 homolog (S. cerevisiae). NCBI's taxonomy places the organism in Eukaryota, Metazoa, Chordata, Actinopteri, Characiformes, Serrasalmidae. Bases 131 to 1282 code for a protein of 383 amino acids. Gene Ontology annotation, cellular component: cytoplasm. The record is from RefSeq and is a predicted model, not a curated record. Gene Ontology annotation, biological process: protein folding; protein stabilization. The transcript is spliced from 8 exons. Gene Ontology annotation, molecular function: heat shock protein binding; protein kinase binding; protein-folding chaperone binding.
CGGAGUGUUCCAGAAGAAGGCGCGCGGGGUGGAGCGAGAGUUCUAGAACGCGAGGAGAGCGCGCGCGGCUGCUGCGGUAGAGCGGAGGGUAAAUAAGGGAAUAAAUAAAGGUAAAUACUGAAUAAUCGCCAUGACGACCAUCGACUACAGCGUGUGGGACCACAUCGAGGUAUCGGACGAUGAGGACGACACGCACCCUAACAUCGACACACCGAGCCUGUUCAGGUGGAGGCACCAGGCUCGUGUGGAGCGCAUGGAGGCCUGCCAGAAGAAGGGCGAGGAUCUGGAAAGGAACCUGACGGAGAGCCGGAGGAAGCUGCAGGAGGCUCAGAAGAAGGUCCAGGAGCUCUCGCUCCUAAACACUGAGGAGGCCAAGAAGCAGCUGGUCAAAGCCCAGGAGGAGGAGAAGCGGCUGAAGAAGGAGGAGAGGAGCUGCGAGAAGAAGCUGGAGGAGCACCGGCGGGAGGAGAAGAAGAUGCCCUGGAACGUAGACACGCUCAGCAGAGACGGCUUCAGCAAGAGUGUGCUGAAUGUGAAGCCUGAAGUGAAGGAGGAGACGGAGGAGGAGAAAGAACAGAAGCACAAAACCUUUGUGGAGAAAUACGAGAAACAGAUCAAACACUUUGGGAUGCUGCGCCGCUGGGACGACAGUCAGAAGUACCUGUCCGAUAACCCUCACCUGGUCUGUGAGGAAACCGCAAACUACCUGGUGAUCAUGUGCAUCGACCUGGAGGUGGAGGAGAAACACGCUCUGAUGGAGCAGGUGGCCCACCAGACCAUCGUAAUGCAGUUCAUCCUGGAGCUGGCCAAGAGUCUGAAGGUGGACCCCCGAGGCUGCUUCCGUCAGUUCUUCACCAAGAUCAAGACUGCAGAUCAGCAGUAUCAGGACGCCUUUAACGACGAGCUGGAGUCGUUUAAGGAGCGCGUCCGUGGCCGAGCCAAGAUCCGCAUCGAGAAGGCCAUGAAGGAGUACGAGGAGGAGGAGCGACAGAAACGCCUCGGCCCCGGAGGACUGGACCCGGUGGAUGUGUACGACUCCCUGCCCCAGGAGAUGCAGAAGUGUUUUGAUGAGAAAGACAUUCAGAUGCUGCAGGACGCCAUCAGCAAAAUGGAUCCCACGGAGGCGAAGUACCACAUGAAGCGCUGUAUUGACUCCGGGCUGUGGGUCCCCAACUCUCGGACGGACGACGACGCGGAGAAAGAAGAGAAGGAGGAGGAGCCUCAGUAUGAGGAAGUGAAGAAGGAGACGAGUGACGGACAGGACAAAUCAGACUCUAAAUAAACGACAACACCCACAACAGUCAUAACAUUCAACGCCGUAAACAUGUUCAACAUCUCCUCUAAACCCCCCCAACACUGCUUCGCCAUUAGUACCUCCUCUAAACUCGCCCCAACACUGCUUCGCCAUUAGUACCUCCUCUAAACCCCCCCAACACUGCUUCGCCAUUAGUACCUCCUCUAAACUCGCCCCAACACUGCUUCGCCAUUAGUACCUCCUCUAAACUCGCCCCAACACUGCUCCGCCUUUAGUACCUCCUCUAAACCCCCCCAACACUGCUCCGCCUUUAGUACCUCCUCUCAACCUGCCCCACCACUGUUCCGCCAUUAGUACCUCCUCUAAACCCCCCCAACACUGCUCCGCCUUUAGUACCUCCUCUAAACUCGCCCCAACACUGCUUCGCCAUUAGUACCUCCUCUAAACUCGCCCCAACACUGCUUCGCCAUUAGUACCUCCUCUAAACUCGCCCCAACACUGCUCCGCCUUUAGUACCUCCUCUCAACCUGCCCCACCACUGUUCCGCCAUUAGUACCUCCUCUAAACUCGCCCUAACACUGCUCCGCCUUUAGUACCUCUUCUAAACUCGCCCCAACACUGCUUCGCCAUUAGUACCUCCUCUAAACCCCCCCAACACUGCUCCGCCUUUAGUACCUCCUCUAAACCCCCCCAACACUGCUCCGCCUUUAGUACCUCCUCUAAACCCCCCCAACACUGCUCCGCCUUUAGUACCUCCUCUAAACCCCCCCCAACACGGCUCCGCCUUUAGUACCUCCUCUAAACCCCCCCAACACGGCUCCGCCUUUAGUACCUCCUCUAAACCCCCCCAACACGGCUCCGCCAUUAGUACCUCCUCUCUGCCCCCGCCCUCAGUACAUUCUCACAGCCCUGCCCCAGCGCUGUUACAAUCUCCCACAAUCCCCCUCAUUUCAUUUCACAUUAGACUUUUUUCUCCAAAGCUGCUCAGCUGUUGUGAUUAGUGCUGAUUAAAGAGUGUUUUAAGAGAGUAUUAGAGGUCAGAGGUUAAUUGGCCCCACCCCCUGACCGCUGCAUGCUGAUGAUCGUUGCUGAUGGAGUAACUAUGGUUCCUGAACUAAUUAUGUUCAUUAAAGUCAUCAGAGCGCUCAGAGGCGAUGAUCAGCCGUCACUCCGUACAGACGUUAUUUACUCCGUGUUUAUUGUUUAGAGUUAAUAAACAGAACUUCUUCAGAUGAUAACAGUAAUAAACACGCAGAGGAGUGAACUGUUCAUUCAUUCACUGUUUCUGUGACCCUGUUGUAUAAAAAGUGCUCGUUUUUUUUUUUGUUUAUUUCUCCGCUCUGAUGUUCGUCAGGACUUCAGUGUUUUUUAGUUUUGUUUUUUUCAGUCAGACGUUUAUAUUCAGUUUUUCUUUUAUUUUUACUAGUUUGUGUUGCUAAGUAAAGGUCUGCUGUAAACACG